Nycticebus coucang (slow loris) is the source of this 3497-nucleotide messenger RNA. RefSeq names its product acyl-CoA binding domain containing 4 (gene ACBD4). The coding region runs from base 635 to 1450 and encodes 271 amino acids. Gene Ontology annotation, molecular function: fatty-acyl-CoA binding. Gene Ontology annotation, biological process: fatty acid metabolic process. NCBI's taxonomy places the organism in Eukaryota, Metazoa, Chordata, Mammalia, Primates, Lorisidae. The transcript has 10 exons. The record is from RefSeq and is a predicted model, not a curated record.
GCUUACUCUUAAAACUUCCAAAACUCAGCUGUGAUGUCCCUCCUUAAGAACUGCUGACCCCAGGUCAUGACUUUUUAUCCCAAGCGCCCAAGCGUCUGAAGAGCUGAGUGGGUGGCUCAGCUGAGCAAGGUGUGGGUUCAACGGACAGACGAGAAUUUCCACCAGGGGGCGCAAGGACUCCGCGACCUUUCACUAUGUCCACCAGGGGGCACUGCUGCCCGCUUUGGCAGUCCGGAGCUGGGAAGUCCGACUCGUGGAUUAGCCCCGCCUGAUUGGGGGAGGCACUGCGAAAGUAUUUGCAUAAUCUUGAAAGGGACGUGCUGAGUGGGUAAGGUAUAGAAGCCGAAUGUGAAACAGGCUCUCUCAUUGGCUUAAAUUUCCCCCCUCGUUCUGCGUCCCCAUCCCGGCCAGACCCGACCCCGAGGUCAGUCGGAAGCCGCCUGUUAGUGGCGAGAGAGGACCCAGGUGUCCUGGCAGUGGAUCCGACGAGGAGUUGGAGUCAUGCACCUAGUGAGGCGCAUCUGGGGACAGGUCUAGCACUGCGACCCUUGCCUCUCCACUCACCCGCCAAGGUCCUCGCUACCCUGGUUCCACCAUGCUGCCUUAAGGCACUUACCGCCCCUCCUACGAAGAGAUGCUACGAUUCUACAGCUACUACAAGCAGGCCACUGUGGGGCCCUGCCUGGUCCCCCGGCCUGGGUUCUGGGACCCCAUCGGACGAUAUAAGUGGGAUGCCUGGAACAGCCUGGGCAAGAUGAGCAAGGAGGAGGCCAUGUCUGCCUACAUCACUGAGAUGAAGUUGGUGGCACAGAAGGUGAUCGACACGGUGCCCCUGGGUGAGGUGGCAGAGGACAUGUUUGGUUACUUCGAGCCCCUGUACCAGGUGAUCCCUGACAUGCCAAGGCCCCCGGAGACCUUCCUGAAAAGGGUCACAGGUUCCAAAAAGCAGGUACUAAAUGGCGAUGUUGGGGCUGUUCCAGAGUCACCCUGCCUCCCCAAGAAACCAGUAGCCUCAAGCCCAGAGUCUCAGCCACCCAGGGAUCUGGACUCUGAGGUUUUCUGUGAUUCCCUGGAGCAGCUGGAGCCUGAGCUGGUUUGGGCAGAACAGGGGGGAGCACCUGAAGGAGAAUCUGAAACCAGAAACAUCCCUGUGGCCCCUGGAGAGAAGGAGGGGCUGGGGAGCAGCCUGCCGGGGCCCCAGGAGUUGGACACGUGGCUCGUGGGGACAGUCCGGGCACUACAGGAGAGCAUGCAGGAUGUCCAAAGGAGACUGCAGAGCCUGGAGAGUGCGCCCCAGCCCCCUAAGCAGAGUCUCACUCUGUGGCCAUGGGUAGAGCGUCAUGGCGUCAUAGUUCACAGCAACAUCAAACUCCUCAGGUCAAGUGAUCCUCCUGCCUCAGUUUUUCUAUUUUUAGUAGACAGGGUCUCCCUCCUUGCUCAGGCUGGUUAACUCCUGAGCUCAGCCAUCUACCUGCCUUGGCCUCCCAGAGUGCUAGGAUUACAGGCAGGAGCCACUGGGCUCACCCAGCACUCAUGUGUUUAUCUUGUGCCACCUUCCCACUUGCAGGCAGGGAGGUCGGGGUGUGAAGUGCUUCCUUCCUGGAAGGCAGGGCAGGAAGGGCCCAUUCCUGCUCUUCCUCAGAGAAACUGAGCCUAGGGAUUAAACCCAAGAAUUGGAAGGGCCACGAUGUGUCUGCCCUGUGCACUGGGGCUGGGGUCCCUUAUUAAGGACUUCUGUUCUCAGAUUUAGGGUUUGCCCCCAAACAGUUCAGCCCUUGAAUGUGCCUCCCCAUCUGCUUGCCCCUUAAAGGGGCUCCUGCAAAAUAAAUAACAGCUGCCAUUCCAGGAGCCCCAGCUGUGAGCCAAAUACUUACUUGCAUUCUUUUAUUCAGUCCAUACAAUGACCCCGUGAGAUAGAUUUGCUUUUCAUCUCCCUUCUACAAAGGAGGAAAUUAAGGCUCUGAGAGGUUCAAUAAUUUUCCCAAGAGUGCACAGCCUGGGAAAACCUCAGUGAGCUGUUGUGAAAAUUAGAUCAUGUAAGGGCUUCCCCAGUGCCCAGCACAUUGGAAGGCCUUCUCUAGUGGGGCCUACUGUUAUUAAUACUGUUGUUAUUAUUAAUGUUAAGUGAUGGGAACUGGGAGCGGACCCUAGUCUUUCUCCCCUCAAAGAUGGUAUCCACCAUUAGCUCUGAGUGGUUCUGUUCUUGUGAAGCCUGGCAUAGUGAGGAUAGGACAGGGCUUAGUUGCCUGAUGUGGGGAUCUCUGGGGUGAUCAGCAACCCCUCAGCAUAGUGGGUGUGAGCGUUGGAAGCAAGGAUUUCCUCAGAUUCACAAUGGCUAACUUUUCAGCACUGCACAACAGGCUUGCUUCCCCACAACAGGCUUGCUUUCUCUUUUUUCUUUGAAACAGUUACUUAUUUUAUUUUAUUAUUAUAACAUAUAUUUUUUGAGACAGUUUCACUAUAUUGCUCUCGGUAGAGUGCCACUGUGGCGUAACAACUCACAGCAACCUCAAACUCUUGGGCUUAAGCGAUUCUCUUUUCUCAGCCUUCCAAGUAGCUGGGACUACAGGUUCCCUCCACAAUGCCUGGCUAUUUUUUGGUUGCAGUUGUCAUUGUUGUCUAGCUGGCCCAGGCUGGGUUCGAACCCACCAGCUUUGGUGUAUGUGGCUGACACAGUAGCCACUGUGCUACGGGUGCUGAGCCUAUUAUUUUAUUUUUGAGAUAGAGUCUCAUUUUGUCACCCUCAGUAGAGUGCUGUAGCAUCUUCGCUCACAGCAACCUCAACUUAUGGGCUUAAGCGAUUCUCUUGCCCCAGCCUCCCGAGUAGCUGGGACACAGGUACCUGCCAUACGCCUGGCUAUUUUUAGAGACAGGGUCUCACUCUGGCUCAGGUUGGUCUUGAACUUGUGAGCUCAGGCAAUCCACCUGCCUCAGUCUCCCAGAGUGCUAAGAUUACUCUAGCAUGAGCCACCACUCUUGGCCCAGUUAAUAAUUUUAAAUGCUGAAAAAAAAAAUUUUUUUUUUUUUGCAGUUUUUGUCCAGCGCUAGGUUUGAACCCACCAUCUCUGGCACAUGGGGCCAGCGCCCUACCCCUUUGAGCCACAGGCACUGCCCUAAAUGCUGAAAAUUUUAAAGUAGAUUAUAGAUAUCAUUAUGCCCCACCCUGAAGUACUUGGGUCACAUCUCUCAAAAUAAGGAUUCUAUAACCUAGCCCAAGCAACAUUUUAUCACACACAAUGAUUAAUUCCUUAAUAUCAUCAAAUACCCAAUCCAAAUUCAGAUUUUCCCAGUUGUCCUGCAAUUGCCUUUUCCAGCUGCUCUGUCUGUCCUAUCUAGGACCACAUACCGCAUCUGCUUCCUUUGUCCUUUAAGUCUCCUUUAAUUGAGGCCAGUGCUUUUCCUCGUUGUUGACUUGCUGACCAGACUGAGCUGUUCCACCUUUUAGAUCUGGUCAUGCCCUCAUGGUUAGUUUCUUUAUGCUUUGUAUUCCCUGUGAA